Molecule: messenger RNA, 3504 nt
Organism: Odobenus rosmarus divergens (Pacific walrus)
Lineage: Eukaryota; Metazoa; Chordata; Mammalia; Carnivora; Odobenidae
Gene: MCF2L2
Product: MCF.2 cell line derived transforming sequence-like 2
Exons: 32
Coding region: 1-3504 (1167 amino acids)
Cellular component (GO): cytoplasm
Molecular function (GO): guanyl-nucleotide exchange factor activity
Source: RefSeq, a predicted model, not a curated record
AUGCACAUCAAAAGUAGCAAGCAGCGAGCAGGAAGCGUCCACACAGAACCGAGGGGCCAGGCAGAGCGCAGUAGGCAUUACCACUUUGAAUUAUAUAAUGCAAUCCCAUGGACCCAACAACUAGCUUUAAUAAUUAUCCAUAUUGAUGAAAUUAUGCAGCAGGAAAUCAGGCCCUUGGUGGCAGUGGACAUAAUUGAACAACUUCACAGACAAUUUGCCAUUCUCUCAGGAGGCCGAGGGAAAGAUGGUGCACCCAUCAUCACUUUUCCAGAGUUUGUGGGGUUCAAACACCUCCCAGAGGAAGACUUCCUGAAUGUCAUGACCUACCUGACUAGCAUCCCCAGUGUGGAGGCUGCGAGCAUCGGAUUUGUCAUCGUUAUCGACCGGCGAAGGGACAAGUGGAGCUCCAUAAAAGCAUCAUUGACACGAAUAGCUGUAGCAUUUCCAGGAAACUUGCAGCUCAUAUUCAUCCUUCGUCCAUCUUGCUUUAUCCAGAGGACAUUCACUGACAUUGGCAUUAAAUAUUAUCGAGAUGAAUUUAAAAUGAAAGUGCCGAUCAUUAUGUUAAACUCUGUGUCUGACCUUCAUGGCUACAUUGACAAAAGCCAACUGACAGAGGACUUAGGGGGAACUUUGGAAUACCGCCAUAAUCAAUGGAUAAAUCAUCGAACUGCCAUUGAAAACUUUGCCAUGACAUUGAAGACCACUGCCCAGAUGCUCCAGAUGUUUGGGGUCUGCCUAGCCACAACAGAGCUGCCCAGAGGUGUGCUGUCCACUGAAGACCUCCUCGUGUCCCACACGAGGCAGCGGGACAAGCUGCAGGAUGAGCUGAAAUUACUUGGAAAGCAAGGGACCACAUUACUGUCAUGUAUUCAAGAAACAGCAACCAAAAGUCCCACCAGCAAACUCAAUCCCAAUGAACUAGAGAAUGUAGCUACCAUGGAAAGGUUAUUACUUCAGCUGGGUGAGACAGAAAAAGCCUUUAAUCAGUUUUGGUCUGAGCAUCACUCGAAGCUUCACCAAUGCCUACAACUACAACACUUUGAGCGCAAUUUUUAUGAGGUUAAGCUUGCCCUGGACAAUUUGCUGGCAGAGCAAGCGGAGUUUACAGACAUUGGAGACAGUGUGAUACGCGUGGAGCAACUUCUUAAGGAACAUAAAAACCUGGAAGGAAAAGGCGAGGAGCCCUUGGAAAAGGCCCAGCUGCUUGCAAUAAUUGGGGACCAGCUCAUCCAAAGCCACCACUAUGCAGUCGACUCCAUCAGACCCAGAUGUGUAGAGCUCAGGCACCUCUGUGAUGACUUCAUCAAUGAAAGCAAGAAAAAGCAUGACAUUUUAGAGAAGUCCUUGGAGUUGCAUAGACAGCUGGACAAGGUCAGCCACUGGUGUGAAGCAGGAAUCUACCUUUUGGCUUCCCAAGCUGUAGACAAAUGCCAGUCACGAGAGGGCGUUGACGUUGCCUUGAACGACAUUGAGGCAUUCCUGAGUACGGCGAAGGAGUACCAGUUGCCCAGCCACAUGGAGUUUUACAGCCAGUUUGAGUUGAUACUCACCAUUGACGUCAAGACCAGAGCCCAGGAAGUCCUGCAGAAGCUGGGCGAUGUGCAGGAAAUAUUUCACAAGAGGCAAAUGAGUCUGAUGAAACUGGCAGCCAGACAGACUCGCCCAGUGCAACCUGUGGCCCCCCAUCCUGAGUCCUCCCCAAAAUGGGUGUCACCGAAAACCAGCCAGCCCUGCACCUUAGCUCCUCUUCAGAGGACAUCUGAGCAAACUUAUACAGGGACAUUGGAAAAGGAAGAUGACGAGACUAAAUUUGAAGUCAAAAAUGAAGAAAUACUGGAAGGCAGUCACGAUGGGGAGAACCCUGAGCCAGAGCAGCCCGACAGUCCUGAAAAUCUUUCCCCCACCAGGCGCAUCAUACAUGACCUGCUUGAGACGGAAGAGAUUUAUAUAAAAGAGAUUAAGAGCAUAAUUGAUGGAUAUAUCACUCCAAUGGAUUUUAUUUGGCUGAAGCAUCUGAUUCCAGAUGUUCUUCAGAAUAACAAGGAGUUUCUCUUUGGGAAUAUUAGAGAACUUUAUGAAUUUCACAACAGGACUUUUCUAAAAGAAUUAGAAAAGUGCACUGAAAACCCUGAACUUCUGGCACGCUGCUUUCUCAAGAGAAAAGAAGAUCUUCAAAUAUAUUUUAAAUACCAUAAGAAUCUGCCCCGAGCUAGGGCAAUCUGGCAAGAAUGUCAAGACUGCACCUUCUUUGGGGUAUGCCAGCGCCAACUGGAUCACAAUUUCCCUCUUUUUAAGUAUCUCAGAGGACCCAGCCAGAGACUUAUAAAAUACCAGAUGCUGUUGAAGGGUCUGCUGGAUUUUGAGUCUCCUGAGGAUUUGGGGAUAGACUCCGGUGACCAAGAAGGAGGUUUGGCUAAGAAUAGGCCAAAGAGGACCAAGGACUCCGCAUUCUCAGCUGAACUACAGCAAGCUUUGGCCAUGAUGGAGGAUUUGAUCAAGUCCUGUGAGUUGGCCGUGGACCUGGCAGCAGUCACUGGAUGUCCGGACGAUAUCAGGAAACUGGGCAAGCUGUUGAUGCAUGGCUCUUUCAACGUCUGGACAGUUCACAAGGAUCGUUAUAAGAUGAAGGAUUUUAUCCGAUUUAAGCCCAGCCAGAGGCAAAUCUAUCUAUUUGAAAGGGGAAUCGUGUUCUGUAAGAUUCGAAUGGAACCCAGUGACCAGGGCCUCGCUCCUCAUUACAGCUUUAAGAAAUCUAUGAAGUUGAUGACACUUUCAAUUCGCCAUCUUGGAAGGGGGAGCAGCCGAAAGUUUGAAAUUGCCAACCGAAAUGGACUCGAGAAAUACAUCCUGCAGGCAGCUUCAAAAGAAAUCAGAGAUUGUUGGUUUUCAGAAAUAAAUAAAUUACUGCUGGAACAACAAAACAAUAUCAAAGGUAAGGGAAACCCUCUUAUGCUGUUGUCCACCUGCAAAGGCAUUGGAGUGGAAUUUGUACCCUGGAUUGAAAAUAUGGAAAGAGCUACCAGCAGUAAGGAAGACCCAGUCCCCAGCAUACAUGGGAUUAAAGGCUGCUCCAGCAGAGAGUUUAUCUCCAUGGCAACCUUUGAGGAGCCUGAAGGUGCAGAAGAAAUGGAAAAGGAGAGCAGUGCUCUGAGUCUAUCCGGACUUUUCCAGUUAGACGACAGUUAUGAAACAUGUUCCUCCAAAUCUGUCCUGCAAACGAGAGAAAGCAUCCAGCGUAAGGAAGAAGGUGGCGAUGAGGUCAUGACGACAAACAAAACUAACCCAGUGUGCACCGGCUUGCUCACCCCUACGGGGGAGACGAUUAAUCUGCGGGCAGAAGCAGUGCGGGCGAGGGAAGGAUGCCAGAGGACCCUCUUCCCCAGAGAACUGACGCUGGUUCCAGACCACAGCGGCUCCCGGCUCGGCCGAGCCGCCCCAGGCCGCCUUCGUUCCGGGUACAGGCUGCGGCGGGCGCUGGGGGCCGGGCCCACCCUUAAAUAG